AUGAACCGAAGCCAGUUGCUCACGAAGGUCGCCGGGCGGGUCGAGAACUUGCAAGUGAUGAGGUACCGCCCUGGGCAGCAGUACCAAGCUCAUUGGGACUUCUUCGACCCCGAGUACUUCAAGAAGCAGCCCGAGGUCCUUGGACGCCUCACUCAUCGUCGAAAUCGGCUGUUGACCAUGCUGUUCUACCUGGCCAGCAGCGCGGAAGGCGGGCAGACUGCCUUUCCCAUGGCUUACGGUGCUCCGCGGCCCGCGGAUCCUGAGGAUUGCAGCUCCUGGCUUCAGGUGCCGGCGAAGCGAGGCAAGGCUGUGUUGUUCUACAAUUUGCAUGCAGACGGCCGGCUGGAUCGCGCCUCCAACCAUGCGGGCUGCAAG
Molecule: messenger RNA, 375 nt
Organism: Symbiodinium necroappetens
Lineage: Eukaryota; Dinophyceae; Suessiales; Symbiodiniaceae
Source: the annotation of a GenBank genome assembly